CCUCCCGGUCAAACCCCAAAUUGGGAUGGAGUGUUCAAUGGGUAGAGCGUGGGACUCAUAAUCUCAGGGUCGUGAGUUCGAGCCCCACGUUGGCUGAAAGAUUCCUGCAUUGCAAGGGGUUGGGCUAGACGCUAGAUGACCUUCGGAAUCUCUUCCCAUUCUACCCUUGUCCCAUGUAUGUGGGGUGAGUUGGGGCGGGGCGGGAUCUACGCCUGGUAGGUGGGAGAAGGAAGGAAGGUAAGUUCUUGUUUAGGAUCCAUUCACAAAACUGUCCUGAACUGCAAUAAUUUUGCAUUUUUCUAUUGUGAACCGCCAUGGGAUCUUUGGAUGAAGGACAGUAUACAAAGUAUUAUUAUUUACAUGCUUAAUCUUUUUGUAGCAAAACAACAACCCCCAAACUCCUUAAAGACCAUAAAACUUUAUCAUGGCACAUGCUUUCACUGGCCGGAAUCCCCUCACAUAGCAUUAUCCUGAUCCAGAGAUAUUUAUAUUUGGCACCCUUGGUAUCCAACACAUUCCUUCCCACCACCACUUGUUACCUCUCUUUCUUUUUAUCACUUCACCAUCACCAUUCUUCAAGAUAUAAUAGCUUAUAGUAGCUGCCCCUCUUCUCUUUUCAGUUAUUCUUCCCCCAUACCUGGUGCUAAGAAUUGUUCAGUGUGUGAAUACACUGGCUGGCGAUAAUUUCUGCUUUGUUGCAGUUUAUAUUGGCUUUACGUUAAUGUAAGCACUUCCUUGGCUGUUGUGAACUGUUUUGAAUGUGUGUUAGGGAAGUGUAUGUAGUAUUUGUUUGAAAAUGAAGCAUUCCGAAGGCAAAUAAACAGCAUCAAUAAGUACAUUGGUCAAAUCUUGAUAUUAAACUGAUGUCUCCAUGUUCUCUGGGGACACUGCUCUUGAUGGCUAGGCUGAAGCAAUCAUUGUGUUGACACUGAAGGGGUGAACCAACACAUUCAUCUCUUUCUCCCUUUCUGUCUUGUCCCUUGCUUCCAAAUCUGGUGGAUGAGGACAGCCCAUCUGAUUCUAGGGUGGCUAAGAAAGAAUCUCAACCAUACAUCGCACAUGUACCCUAUUUGCCAUAGUUUCAGGGAGAUUUUCCUUAUUUACUGCAAGGCUGCAGCAAUCUCACCCUUCUUACGUGCCUGUGAAUAGCUCAUGCGCUGCUUCAAAAUGUGGAGGAGAGACAAGUGUUCUGACCACUUUAGCCUUGCAGUAGAAAAAGAGAACAUUUCUUCAGUUGGAAGAGUGUAGUUGCAUGUAGCAGGCUUCUGGUAACCGGACCUGAAACUUUCCUGUAUUCAUCUGAUGCUCGGUGAUAAUUUCCUUCUACCUGGGACUAGCAGGUGGAGUUUUGGAAAGGAGUCAGGUAGCUGCUGUGGGACUUUAUUGAUAUCAAGCAGGUACCUUUGUUUUGUUUUGUUUUUGUUUGAUUAUGUGUUUUGUGUCUUCAUUUUGUAUUUCUAUGUUGUGAACCAGCCUGUGAUCUUCAGGUGAAAGGCAGUAUACAGAUAUAAAUAAAUGAAUACCCAGGUUGUAGUCCUAAACACACUUAACCAAGCAGUAAGCCCCACUGAACACACUGGGGCCUACUUCUCAGUGAACAUGCAUAAUAUUACUCUUUCAGUCAUGUAUCUGCGGACUGGCUGUCAAGGAACUCUCUGGGUGAACCUGACAUGAAAAAAAUAUUUCCCUCCAUUUGAGAUCAUAAUCUUGGAAUUUUGCAUUAAAGGAUUUUCACCAGCGAGCAAAAAUGAAUGAACAAUGAAGUAGACAGAUUACUUCUCAAAAUGUCACUUUUCAUUCUCAAAAUACCCAUCCUCAAAAUUUUUGUUCUCAAAAUACCCACUUGCUUGCUUUUUCAUUUGAUUCUUGCAGGGCAUUGGACCCCCUGAGUCCCUUCCAACUCUAUGAUUCUGUGGCUCUAUAAAGUGAUAGCUAGUCUGGUGCCCUCCAGAUGCUGUGGUCUACAGUUCCCAUGGUCCCUGACUGUUGGUGAUGCUAACUGGGGUUAAUUGUAGUUCACAAUAUCUGGAGGGCACCACAUAGGCCAGGCACCCCCAAACUUGGCCCUCCAGAUAUUUUGGGACUACAACUCCCACCAUCCCUAGCUAACAGGACCAGUGGUCAGGGAUGAUGGGAAUUGUAGUCCCAAAACAGCUGGAGGGCCGAGUUUGGGGGUGCCUGACAUAGGCUAUCCCUGGUUGAUACCAGCACUUCUUAGUUUUAAUCUCUUACCAAACAAGUAAAACCCAUCAUCCCUUGAGAUGGUAGUUUGGGGAAUCAUCGAAGAGACAGAGAUGCUGAAAUGUCAUCAGUUACUCAACAUUGGCAUGCUCUGGUCCAUGGGGUCAUGAAGAGUCGGACACGACUAAACGACUAAACAACAACUCAACAUUGACUAUCCUGCCAUUGUUACUGAGCAAAUACACUUCUUCCUCCGGGACCUGCAUAGUUUUUUGCUGUCAUUAGGUCUCUGUAUUGAAGUGGUACCUGAAGGUUGCCUUCCCCAAUUUCCCCCAAUCAUUUUUGCGUCCAAUUCCAUGGUUGAUCACCUUUUCUCUUAACAUUUACCUUUUAGUCUCCCUUGUGGGACUGGGAGGCAUGAACAGCAGAGAUGUGUUGGGACUAAUAGCUGAACUGCUGUCUUGUGGAAGCCUCUUUCCAUCCUCCAUUCUUGCUGUUUUUGUUCUGUGUUUUGGACCUGUUACCAGUAUCCCAUACUCGUCCUUUUCAUUAGUGAGUGGUAUGCUUUCUCAACCCCAUAGAAGCUUUGUUGGGAGUGUUUGUGAUCAGUCAGUAGAGAUUACCGGUAUAUAAACCCUGUCACCCUAUUGGGGAUUUUUUACAGGACUGUGACUAGCUGAAGAUUGAUUGGCCAGUUGGGCUCCCUCUCAUGCACACAAAGCUUCUGGCAAAGAUUAUUUUUAGACAGUAGACGGAACAGCAAAACUGUUACCCACACUUAAUUGAGUAUAAGCUUCACUAAACACAGUGGGACUUAUUUUCAAGAAAAUGCUUGUAGGAUUGUGCUGCUACUGAUUUCUCUAGCAUUUGUCCUUUUUGUCACUUAGAUAUCUGUAAGGGGGAGGGAUUGCAGAGAACCCCCCCCCUCAUCAGAAGCAGCCCGUCUCCAAGCAGUCAUGAAAGCGAGGGGCCUGAAGGGGUGAGUCAGGAGACGGAGAAGGAGUGCCAGGGCUCUGGCAGCACUGGAGAGCCCCUGCUCCACAGGCAGGAAGAGAGAGAGGCGGGAAGGGUGGACAGGAAUAGGGCAGACCGUAGACCCUUCCCCCCGACACCGGUAUUGAGAAGGAGGAGGAAAGGGAGGAGAUUCACUGUCCCGAGGCUUUUAUGUUGGUCAAAGUCGCGAAAGGGGGCAGUGCCGGAUUCUGAUUCGGAAUGAGGAGGCAUGAAACCAGCAGCUCGCUACACUGUAAAUAAUGUGCACCAAUAAAGACUUUUGAAAGACAAGCACGUGGAAGGUCGUUACUCAGGAGUAGUCAUAACAACUCUGACAAUAUCUUUUCAAUUUUUACUUUAGAAUGUUUACAUGCUGUCUUUUUGAUUAAAAAAAUUCAUCCAAGCUGGCUUGCAUGUGAAAAGUACAUCAACUGUGACAGCAUAAAACAUGCAUAUGCACACCCAACCUGAAACUCCUGAAAGGCAAUUCAGAUGACGCAUUCUAUAUAACAUCAGCAGUAAAAGAUUCCUACAGCUGAAUAAUGCUGCCUGUCCACAAGCCACCUGAAACUGUUCUCACAGCACAGCUUUCCAAAAUGAUUCAAGGUCAACAGGUAAGGCUUGCCAGAGUGCCAUGCCUUUGUUAAGGCAGUACUUCCCAGGUGACUACAUAUAGUCUAAAAUUCAGGAUGGUAGUCAGCAUUUUGCUCUUCAGCACCAUUGUUUUCAUAUUCCUCAUGACAAGGGGUUCACCAACACUAUUUAGCCUUGUUUUGGUCCCAUUGGGAGGCAUCUUCCAUGUAAUCCCUUGAAGUGUGGUGUUUCCUGUUCUUUGCUGAAGUCUCCUGCGAACUUGCCUCUAGGUUCUUUUCUUCGUCUGAGUUAAUAGGGGAAGGUAUAGAAUGAACUUUACAUGUCCAAGUAUGGCUCAAUCAAAAUUUACUUACUUUCUCUUUAAGAAGAGGAUUUGUGGCUAUGAAUAUGGAUAUUUGCGCCAAGAUUCUUGGUGUUCUUGGCUUCUGUUUCCACAGUUGGAAUGCACAUGAGAUGGAGUGACCAGGUCAGUUGGGCCAUGAAUGCCCUGGUGUGCUCUCCUAUUAACAAACUGGGAUUGCUUACUGAGGGACUCCUUUCCAUGGCUCAUAGGAACAUGGGUAGCCUUAUUUUGGGCACUGCAAAAGUGUCAAGAGUGCAGUGCUCUAAAAAAUGUAUGAAAGCAUUGUGAGUGGAAGCUGCAGUUCCUGUAGUGCGCUCUGCAACAUCCUCUGGCAUCAUUUUUCAUCUCCCCAGACCUUGGAUGUGAAGGGAAUUAACCAACACCUGUAGACUUAAAGUGUGUUUUCUGUAGAGCAAGAAUGGCAUCUCUUUGUGAGAUGCUUGCUUGGGAAGGCUUAAAGAGCUGUCUGGCUGCAUUCCUUUCUUUUCCCUCCCUAAGCUCAACUGACCCUUUCCCUCUGAUUCCAACAGUUUGAUGACCCCAAAGAUUUGGGGGAGGGCGGAGCAUAUGAGCUCUAUGGCACAGCAGCACCAGGAUAAUUCAGAUUCCGGAACGAAGGAGGCGGCUGAUCAAUGAACUGAGUCAAGUUCCCCAGCCAGUGAUGCUCCUCCCUGAUGACUUCAAAGCGAAUUCUAAAAUAAAGGUGAACAAUCAUCUCUUCAACAGAGAAAACCUGCCCAGCCAUUUCAAAUUCAAGGAAUACUGCCCACAGGUCUUCCGCAAUCUUCGCGAACGUUUCAGCAUUGAUGACCAGGAUUACCAGGUCUCGCUGACACGCAGUCCGCCCACUUAUGAGAUUGAGGGUGGGGGGCGCUUCCUCCUGUCCUACGACAGAACGUUGGUGAUCAAGGAGAUCUCCAGUGAAGAUGUGGCUGAUGUGCAUAGCCUUCUGUCUCACUACCACCAGUACAUUGUGAAGUGUCAUGGGAGCACCCUCCUGCCUCAGUUCCUGGGUAUGUACCGGCUCAGUGUGGACAAUGAGGAGAGCUACAUGCUGGUCAUGAGGAACAUGUUCAGCCACAGGCUCACCGUGCACAGGAAGUACGAUCUGAAGGGCUCCCUGGUAUCCCGUGAAGCUAGUGAUAAAGAGAAGGGCAAGGAGCUACCAACCCUAAAGGACAUUGACUUUCGAAACAUGAACCAGAAAGUGUACGUUGACGAAGAAGCCAAGAGAGAUUUCAUGGAGAAAUUAAAGAGAGAUGUGGAGUUCCUAGUGCAACUAAAGAUUAUGGACUACAGCCUACUGUUGGGGAUCCAUGACGUGCAGCGAGCUGAGCAGGAAGAAGAUGAGGAUGUGAAAGAGGAAGAGGAGGAUGGAGAGGGUGAACCUGGGGGUGUGGCAUCAGUAGGUUCUUAUGGAACUUCUCCUGAGGGCAUUGGCAGCUAUCUCAACUCCCACAAGCCUUUGGGACCUGGUGACUUUGAUCCUUACAUUGAUGUCUAUGCCAUAAAAAGUGCUGAAAAUAGCCCCCAGAAGGAGGUUUAUUUCAUGGGCCUGAUUGACAUCCUCACACAGUAUGAUGCCAAGAAGAAGGCUGCCCAUGCAGCUAAGACCGUCAAGCACGGGGCUGGUGCAGAGAUCUCCACGGUGCAUCCAGAACAAUACGCCAAGCGCUUUCUGGACUUCGUCACGAAUGUAUUUGCUUAGCAGCUGUGCAGUCUGUCUUGUUGGCUGAAGCUUAAGAUCAAAGGCUUUCCUGCCCUCCUCCCCCCACCUGUAGUUCUCCCUCCCUCCUCUACCCCAAUUCUCAGUAAGAGGGAUGGUUCCCCCCCUGCUGUUUGGGUCAGCAGGAGAGUUGGGUUGACUUGAGCCCCAUUGUGGCUGGUCUGGGAGAUGGCUGCUGAAUCAAGUGCCUUAUCUUUGACCUUUCAUCGGGAUGAACAACCGUCCAGAGCACUAAACCUAAGCGGGAGAAAGAUGGCUGGCUUCAGAUUCAUCCCAGCAUUGAUAUUCUCUAUCCUCUAAACUGUACAGGGGACACACUACAUUGGUGACUCUGGUCAGGGCAGGAUCUAAGCUCGCACAUAAGGUUUAAUGGUAUUUUAUUCAGAGACCGAAUAAUAUGCAAUAAGAAUUUAGUCUUGUGCCUUGAAAGAAGGGGGUCAAGUGGAUUCUUCCCCAUUUAUGCAAUCAACUCCCUCUGAGGGUGACUGAUAGUAUAUAUUAACUUACCCCAUGAUACCCAGUGGUAGUGCCUAUGUGUUUCAAAGUCCUCCUCCUUACUCUUUACCUCUUCUUUCCCACCCCUUGCUGGAGGUUGUGCUGUAACCCACCCCUCCUGAGUGGCGCUGGCUCCUUCCAGCACUCUAGUGAAUAGCAGAGGCCUGCCACUCGGAUGAGCAUCCUGUGAGCCUAGCAAAACCCCCAGCAGUGCAGCCUCCACGAAACCUUGUUGCCAAAGUUCUGCUCCUUACGACAAGAGCCUCUUCCACGAAGGGCUGCUUUCAUUCAGCAGUCCUAUGAUUCUCCCUCAGCCAUCACUCCAAAGGGUUAGAACUGAUUCAGGGUUUCGGAGCUACUUUGGGGCUGCCAGUGGGGAUUUGAGAAUGUCCCCUAGGUGGCCUGCUGUGCCUGCUUUGGUAGAGGGAGAUGGAUGUGUGCAGGGGAGAAGAGACAGAAUUAUUCUGGCCCUGUGUAAUAUACUGCAUCCAGCUGUUCCCCUUGCUUUAGUAUGUACCAGUAAGGCUGUGACUCUAAUAAGUCCUGGCUUCCCAGCUCCACCCAAAGAUAGCUUGUCCAGUUGAAGCCUCCAGAAAAUGUCAAGGCGGAAGCCUUAUCUGCUCCCUGUUUUAGCCUAGCUUUUGGGGACAGGAUGAUGUGGAAAUGCCAUGCCCAGGACUGGGAUGUUUUCAGAAGCAUUUUGUGUGCGCGCGCAAUCUUGUGAAAGGGGCUCUAAAUGUUUCCUUCUAACAAACCUAUAUGCUGUGGGAUGUCAACUUGUCUGUCAAUAGCUGUGUGAUGGGGUUCUCUGAGGAAGCAAUUGAUACUCCAAGGAGCUGUGAGGUGUCUUAAAGAGAGCAUCCCUCCGUAAUAGUGUAUUCAUUAGUUCAGCAGAGCACAGCUGUCAAGGUUGAUGAUAGGCCAGUUGCUCUUCCUGGCCUGGCGCACCAACUUAACACGCCAUGGCAGCUGUUCUGGUAAGGAGAGGGGCUUAUGGCAGGCUCUGGCAGUGGCACAGCCACCCAGCUGGCUGCUUUAGGCCUGGAACUUGGGGUAGUGCUGUGCUCUUCCAUCAGUUCCCUCCCCUCUGCCCCCAAUAUUGUGGUUUUGGGACUUGAUGCCAUUCCUUUCAAUGCAAUAAAGCUUGUGCCAUGGAAACAUGCUUGUGCCCUGGGGCUGUUGUACUAUCAGCCCCUUUUCAAUGUUUCUUAUUGUAUAAGACGUUGUGUAUUUCCAGUUCACUCUUGUAUCACAUAGAAAUAAAUUAUUGAACCAGAAGUUGUCUGCAUGCAAAAAUCCAGCUGUACCUGAGCUGCUCCUAUUCUGCCAGUAUGGGAGGAGCCCAGUGGAAGGACAAGGCUGCUCUUGCUCGUUUGGACUAAAAACUGUACCCCAGUAGCAAAGAGAAAAUGCAGGGGGGCAAGGGAUCUUACACAAGCCCUAAUACUGGUUGCUUUGCAUGCCUAUACUGGCCAUGGUGAUGGUUCUGGACACAAAAAUCAUUAUUACUGCUGGCAGCCAGGAUUAAUUAGGGGGAAGAUGAUGCACAUAUUACUUGGGGUGCACCUGCCUUUAUUAUGUGCUGCUUAAUUGUCCUGACUUGAACUUUCUCACUGAAAAUAGUUUUGGAACCUGUGCCCUGGUGUUGGCUGCCCUGCCUUUUCCGAGUGCCAUGGUGUCUCGUUCACUCUCAGGCUUCAUACAUAAUAAAUCUUGUGUUCAUGCAUCUAGAAAGGCUACCAUCCUUUGCAACGGCAGUGCAGAAUUUAGUGCAGACUAGAAGCAACCCUCAGCCUGUGUAUUGGAUCAAAUAAACACAUAUACUGCCUUAACUUCUUUGAAUGCAAUACUGAGAGGCUGCCCAGUGCUGCUGGAGCGUGUGCUAUUAUUAGAUGUAAAUGCUGUUUCUUGCUUUUCCAAGUGCCCACCUCCAUGGAACACAAAGAGUGCCUGGGUGGAAUGCAGUGAGCCUAAAUAAAUUAAAACAGAAUGCUUAAAUACCCAUUACUACGGCCUCCUUACUUUUCAUUGCAGCCAAUCUUUACAGCCAUUCAGAAAAUUAGUAUAGCUAGCCUGAGAGCUGGUGUAGUAGCCGAGGAUGUAAGCCAAGAAGUUCCUGGAUUCAAAUCUUGUCCCAGUUGCAGACUUGCCAGCUGGCCUUAGGCAAGCAGCUAGAUAGGCCUAUGUCUGCCUUGUUGAUCUACUACUGUAGAAGGAGUUCGUUACAGGUAGGUAGCCGUGUUGGUCUGACGUAGUCGAAACAAAAUAAAAAAAC
Zootoca vivipara (common lizard) is the source of this 8607-nucleotide messenger RNA. The record is from RefSeq and is a predicted model, not a curated record. NCBI's taxonomy places the organism in Eukaryota, Metazoa, Chordata, Lepidosauria, Squamata, Lacertidae.